GACUAUUGACAAUGGUUGUGGUAAAGUGACCUACUGGUUCCUUCAUGGUGUCGGAGAUCUAUUGCAGCACUCCAGGGUCCAGGAUUGGAGAUGUGGUGGUGGUGAUGAUGGUGAUGAUGGUGAUAAUGAUGAUCUAGAGAGCUAUAUGUUUGAAUGCAGUGAAUAUAAAUACAUUGAUUUGUAUAUCAUGUAG
This is a messenger RNA of Pelobates cultripes (western spadefoot toad), 193 nucleotides long. Lineage: Eukaryota; Metazoa; Chordata; Amphibia; Anura; Pelobatidae. The record is from the annotation of a GenBank genome assembly.